Molecule: messenger RNA, 1068 nt
Organism: Colletotrichum orchidophilum
Lineage: Eukaryota; Fungi; Ascomycota; Sordariomycetes; Glomerellales; Glomerellaceae
Product: ABC-type Fe3+ transport system
Exons: 2
Coding region: 1-1068 (355 amino acids)
Source: RefSeq, a predicted model, not a curated record
AUGGUUCGCUCAUUGUUGGCCCUUGCCCUGCUGGGCACCCAAGCCUUGGUCAACGCCGCCACUGAGGUUGAAACCCGCACCAUUGAUGAGAUCUACAAAGCUGCCCUCGCCGAGGGCGGUGUCGUCACUCUCUGGCACGGCGGUGAUGAGCUGACGCAGCAAAACUUCUUGAAGGCCAACUUUGAGAAAAAGUUCCCCGGCAUCACCCUGAACGUCACCGUCGAUCUCUCCAAGUACCACGACGGUAAACUGGACGACCAGCUCGCCGCCAAGAACGUCUUCGUGGACAGCAUCAUUCUCCAGACCCUCCACGACUACCCGCGCUGGGCGUCUGAGGGUGCACUUCUGGACUACGCUCCUCUCGGAUACGACCAGAUUCUCCCCGAGUUCAAGAACAACGAGACCGCUGCCUACUACGGCAUCUACAUCAUUGCGUGGGCUGGUCAGUGGCACUCUGGAAAGCUCCCGGGUAUCAAGGCCCCUGUUGAGUGGGAGGACUGGGUCAACCCUGACCUCAAGGACAAGCUCGUCCUGACCUACCCCAACGACGACGAUGCCGUCCUCUUUGCUUUCAACCUCAUUCUCAAGCAGUACGGCACCGCCUGGUUUGACAAGCUCGUCGCCCUGAACCCCCGCUGGGUCCGCGGCACCCAGACCCCUUCCACCAUCCUCCAAAAGAACGGCACCCAGUGGGCCGCCAGCUUCACCUCCUCCGCCAGCCUGAACCCCACGGCGCCCAUCAACGUCUCCCACCCCGUCGAGGGCCGGUUCGUCUCCUGGCCCCAGACCGGCGGCAUCCCCAAGGACGCCCCCCACCCCGAGGGCGCCAAGCUCCUGCACGCCUACCUGCUCAGCCCCGAGUACCAGACCGCCCGCGGAGGCUGGAGCGUUCGCGGCGACGUCGCUCCCCCCGCCAACUACCCUGCCAUCCUCGACAUGCCCGGCACCGACGCUACCGCUUUUGGAAAGUGGAUGUCUGACCGCGCGGCUGUUGAGAGACUCCGCUUCUGGUUCGAGGACCGCCUUGGUACUGCCCAGGGUCUCAGCCCUCUGAUUGAUGACUUGUAA